AUGAUUGUCGCUUCUACCAGACUUGGUAAGGCUCAAAGAGCUAUGGCUAUUUCUCGUAUCUACGGUGAGACCACCAAGGAGGUUUUCGACAAGAGUGAAGCUGCUGUCCCUGAGAACUCUCCUAAGAAGUUGUUGAUUGUUAUGUCUUCCGACAAGGGUUUGUGUGGAUCCAUUCAUUCGCAACUUGCUCGUGCUGCUCGUGCCCGUCUUGAGAAGUUCCCUGAUGCCGACGUUGUUGCUGUUGGUGACAAAACCAAGGCUCAAUUGUCUAGAACUAAUGCUAAGAACAUUGUUCUCUCUAUUUCUCAAAUCGGUAAGGAGGCUCCUACUUUCAAUGAGGCAGCCGUUAUUGCUGAUCAGAUCAGCCAAUUGGGCAAGCAAUAUGACGAUGUUGAGGUCCUUUACAACAAAUUCGUCUCUGGUGUUUCUUUCGAGCCCACUAUUAGACCAGCUUUCACUACUGCUGCCAUUGAGGAGGCUCCUAAGUUCAGCACUUACGAGCUUGAAGACGAGGUUGUCGGUAACUUGUCCGAGUUCUCCCUUGCCAACUACAUUUUGUGGGGACUUGCCGAGGGUCACGCUGCUGAGAUCUCUGCCCGUCGUUCUGCCAUGGACAAUGCUUCCAAGAACGCUAACGAGAUGAUUGGCAAGUACUCGAUUCUCUACAACCGUACUCGUCAAGCCGUCAUUACCAACGAAUUGGUCGAUAUCAUUACUGGUGCCUCUUCUUUGGAGUAA
Molecule: messenger RNA, 738 nt
Organism: Sugiyamaella lignohabitans
Lineage: Eukaryota; Fungi; Ascomycota; Dipodascomycetes; Dipodascales; Trichomonascaceae
Gene: ATP3
Product: F1F0 ATP synthase subunit gamma
Exons: 1
Coding region: 1-738 (245 amino acids)
Biological process (GO): proton motive force-driven ATP synthesis
Molecular function (GO): proton-transporting ATP synthase activity, rotational mechanism
Source: RefSeq, a predicted model, not a curated record